AGAUGGCGGCGGACACAGGGAGCUGGUGCGUGUACUCAGUGCUGCGAUUUUUUUAUUCACUCUUCUUUCCUGGACUAAUUAUAUGUGGAGUUUUGUGUGUAUUUUUGGUCAUUGGCCUUUGGGCUAUCAGGCGACAUCUACAGAGAAAGAAAAAGUCAGUGUCAACCAGCAAAAAUGGAAAAGAUCAAAUGGUGGUUGCGUUUUUCCACCCAUACUGCAAUGCAGGCGGCGGAGGAGAGAGAGUUCUGUGGUGUGCUUUGAGAGCCCUGCAGAAAAAGUAUCCUGAAGCAGUUUAUGUUGUGUAUACUGGUGACAUUAAUGUCAGUGGUCAACAGAUACUAGAAGGUGCUUUCAGAAGGUUUAACAUCAAGUUGGUUCACCCAGUACAGUUUGUUUUCUUAAGGAAACGCUACCUUGUGGAAGAUUCUCGCUAUCCUCACUUCACAUUGCUAGGCCAAAGUCUUGGCUCCGUUCUUCUUGGCUGGGAAGCUCUGAUGCAGCGUGUUCCUGAUGUUUACAUCGAUUCAAUGGGAUAUGCCUUCACACUCCCUCUGUUCAAAUAUCUGGGAGGUUGCCGAGUCGGAAGCUAUGUUCACUAUCCCACUAUCAGCACUGACAUGCUGUCUGUAGUGAAGAAUCAAAAUCCUGGGUUUAAUAAUGCGGCUUUCAUUAGCAGAAGUGCUCUUCUCAGCAAAGCAAAGCUCAUCUAUUACUACUUAUUUGCUUUUAUUUAUGGCCUGGUUGGGUCUUGCAGUGACGUAGUCAUGGUUAAUUCUUCUUGGACACUAAACCAUAUUCUCUCACUGUGGAAAGUUGGCCAUUGCACUAAUGUUGUUUAUCCACCUUGUGAUGUGCAGACAUUUCUGGACAUCCCUUUACAUGAGAAAAAGGUGACCCCAGGGCAUUUGCUGGUUUCCAUUGGCCAAUUCAGGCCUGAAAAGAAUCAUGCUUUGCAGAUCAAAGCCUUUGCUAAAUUGCUAAGUGAGAAGGCAGCUGAGUCCGGCCAUUCUCUUAAACUUGUCCUUAUUGGAGGAUGUCGCAACAAAGAUGACGAGUUCAGAGUAAACCAACUAAGAAGACUAUCUGAGAAUUUGGGAGUUCAAGAAAAUGUGGAAUUUAAAAUAAACAUUUCAUUCAAUGAAUUGAAGAAUUACUUGUCUGAAGCAACAGUCGGUCUGCAUACCAUGUGGAAUGAGCAUUUUGGGAUUGGAGUUGUUGAGUGUAUGGCAGCUGGUACAAUUAUCCUCGCACACAAUUCAGGAGGCCCAAAGCUGGACAUUGUCAUUCCUCAUGAGGGACAAAUAACUGGAUUCCUGGCUGAGAGUGAAGAAGGCUACGCUGAGACCAUGGCUCAUAUUCUUUCUCUGUCUGCAGAAAAGAGACUUCAAAUCAGGAAAAAUGCUCGAGCAUCUAUAAGCAGAUUUUCCGACCAGGAGUUUGAAGUAGCAUUCCUGUGUUCUGUGGAGAAGUUACUUACUUAAUGCCCAAUCUGCACAGUCCAGAUAGUUUCUCCAGAGUGGAGCUGGAGCUAUAGAUAGUGGGAGAGCCUAUGCCUGGUGUGUGCAAGUCCCAAGUUCCAUCUCCAGCACCAAGAGUAAAAGGAAGUGCUUCAUUUGGAAACACCUUCACAUGUAAAUAUUUUCUAAAUUUAUUCUUUAUUGUAAUAAAAGCAGCCUGAGCAAUA
This is a messenger RNA of Grammomys surdaster, 1684 nucleotides long. It is a transcript of the gene Alg11, whose product is annotated as ALG11 alpha-1,2-mannosyltransferase. Gene Ontology annotation, biological process: protein N-linked glycosylation. Gene Ontology annotation, molecular function: GDP-Man:Man(3)GlcNAc(2)-PP-Dol alpha-1,2-mannosyltransferase activity. The coding region runs from base 3 to 1481 and encodes 492 amino acids. The transcript has 4 exons. Gene Ontology annotation, cellular component: endoplasmic reticulum membrane. Lineage: Eukaryota; Metazoa; Chordata; Mammalia; Rodentia; Muridae. The record is from RefSeq and is a predicted model, not a curated record.